GGUGCCUGGAUUCAGUCAGUACGGUUACGUGUUUACACCCAACUACUGUGAAAUUCCUAUGUGAAAGCACCCUGCCCCGCAGUCCACGUUGUGGUACUGGAGCCGCGCAUCAGACACACACUGCUCCAACACUGCUCGGGCUGCGGGCACGGGCUGAAGCCCCACCGUCUCUCCCAGGCUGAGCCGAGCUGUACCGCCCCAAGGGCAUCAGCCCAGCCCGGGGGCUCGGCCUAGCCCCUCGGGGCUGAGCGAGUGACGCCGCCGCUCCCGCCCGCCGCACAGGUAAGCGGCACCCUACGGGGGGUGGCCAAUGGCGCGGUCCGGCCACGGCCGCCAGCCAAUAGGAGCGCGCUCGGCUGCGGCCCCAUAGAAAUGUGCCUGGUGGGGAGCCAAUGGGGCGCGGCCGGGCCGCGGGCGGUGCUUUAUCAGCUGCCGGGGCCGGCCACGGCGGUCGCGGCCGCCUGUCCUUCUGCUUCUCCCUUCCUGGAGCUCCGGCACCCCCACUGCACAGCAUGGCCGGGCUGGGCGGCGGUCCCGCCGCCUUCGGGCGCUGCACGCACGCCGUGGUGCGAGCGCUGCCCGAGUCGCUGUGCCGGCAAGCGCUGCGCAGCGUGGCGGGCCCCGAGGUGGACUUCGCCCGCGCGGAGCGCGAACAUCAGCUGUAUGUGGGUGUACUGCGGGGCAAGCUGGGGCUGCAGGUGCUGGAGCUGCCGGCCGACGAGAGCCUCCCCGACUGUGUCUUCGUGGAGGAUGUGGCCGUAGUCUGCGAGGAAACGGCGCUCCUCACCCGCCCGGGCGCGCCCAGCCGCAGAAAGGAGGUUGAAGCCAUGAAGAGAGUACUAGGAAGUCUCAACCUAAACAUAGUAGAGAUGGUAGAUGAAAAUGCAACCUUGGAUGGUGGCGACGUCUUAUUUACAGGCAGAGAAUUUUUUGUGGGCCUCUCCAGGCGAACAAACCAACGUGGUGCAGAAAUUCUGGCUGACACGUUUAAGGAUUAUGCUGUCUCCACAGUCCCUGUUCAUGAUUCUUUGCAUCUGAAGAGCUUUUGCAGCAUGGCUGGACCAAAUUUGAUUGCUAUUGGAUCAAGUGAAGCUGCACAGAAAGCCCUCAAGACCAUGCAACAGAUGAGUGACCACCGCUACGACAAGCUGACAGUGCCCGAUGAUGCUGCAGCAAACUGCAUCUACUUAAACAUUCCCAACAAAGGCCAUGUCCUGUUGCACCGAGCCCCUGAGGAAUAUCCAGAGAGUGCAAAGGUAUUUGAAAAACUGAAGGACCACAUGCUGAUCCCAAUAGCCAACACAGAACUGGAGAAAGUAGAUGGGGCACUCACCUGUUGCUCUGUGCUUAUUAACAAAAGUUCAGAAUUAUGAGCUUACAGAGUCCCUCCCUUGUAACUGGCAAUAACGUUACACACAAGGUAGACGAAUCUGUACCCACACUUACUAUUGGUUUUUAUUGACAAUCUACUGUACCACUGUGCUACUAACCUUUGUUUACAAAUUUUUUGCUUUAUGUAUUUUUAUGCCCUUGCAGAUGGUAUUUAAGGUGGAUGUGUGGUUUGUUGGGGAGCCCAUAACUGAAGUAUGGUAGUCCUAUGGGCUAGCAGAAGACAAUUACAGUGGCUAACCCCUAGCUUUAGUGAUUUAACAUAUCUGUAUGGAAUUUUUUAUGAAAAUCGACUAAUUCUCAAGGUUUCAAGCACCUCUGCUAUCUUUAUGCUGUUCUUUUUUCCCCUCUGUCUUGCUGUGCAUCUUUUUUGCUUUCCUUAAUCCUCUUCAGUGAUGCAAGAUAUCAGGAGUGUCUGAGGAAAGCUCAGUAGGCUCAAGAAUUUAGUAUCUUGUGUGGUAGAGAAACUUUCUGUACACUAACUGGAACAGUGGGCAAUGGGCUGUGCUCACUGUCCUGGCCCUAUCCCAUUGCUGUUUCUGGAGUUGUGGCUGCAAUAAUUUUCAGAUGCUAGCUGAAAAAAGCAUUUUCUGACAGGAGUGCUCAGGGGCAACAUCUGCCUGGGAAACUUGAAUGACAGAGUGAAUAGUGCAGUCACACAAGGCAAUGUCCUGCAAGAUUGAGACCCAGUUUGCUGCUAAUGUCAUGAUUUACAUUCGGUGAGAACGGAAGAGGAGUUCUUAAAAAGGCCAGAUCCCAGGGAACACCCAGACCACAAAAAUGAAAGACUGAGAUGUUUUUUGAAAAAUUAAACCUACAAAAGUAAUCUGAAAUAUUGGGGAGGUUUAAUGAUCUUUGUUUAGUUCUUAAAAUUUUAUUAGGCUCUUCUUUCUAUUUUAUCCUCUUUUGGAGACUACAUAACUGGCAAAACUUCAUAUAAGAGACUGAUAGAAGGAGGUGAAGGAUGGCUAUUCAUGGAUUAUGCUCAUGAAUAAAGGAAGCUGUUUUUUCCUGAAAGAUUGGUAUUUGUACAUUAUCUGUCUUUGGGGCAGUUUUUCUUGGAAGAGUAACAGUCUUUUUUUUUUUUUCUAAUUGUAUGAAUAUUUACUGUGGUAUUCAAUUAAAACAAACAGAAUUCUUGUAGUACAUUCCACAUCAUGUUUACCCACUGAAUCACUUUUUUUCAUCACAGACAAGUGAAACAUACCCCAUUGUGUUCACGUGCUUCUUGGCAAAUCAUUAGUAAGCUGAGGAAGGGGAAAUUCCCAAACAGAGGCAGUAGUGGGAACUCUCUGAAGACUGACAAAUAGUCUGAAUAUGUUACCAACUUCCUAGACAUCUCCACCUUUCCUGAACUGCUUGUGGCAUGUUGCUAAGGCACAGUAGGAAAUGAGCAGGGGAGGCCUAGGCAAUGCAGUCUGCAGGAAAGCAAACAACAUUGACUGGGUGCACACUUGAGUGUUCUUUGGAAACCCACAUGCUUUUUUGUGCAGUCAUAAGGGAGGAAACACAAGUAUUCAUAUCCAUAGGUACUCCUCAGCAUAUCUGUUAUUUCAUCUCAGUAGCUAACAAAGAGGAAACCUCCUGGCAGCUACGGAAUACAUGUGAUGCUUUGUGGGUAUGCUGUAUGUUGUGAUAACACAAGGGAUCGUGAAAGAGAGCAAUGAUGACCAAAUACAGUAUAUGUGAAAUGAGUAUGUCCCAAAGGGAGUCUUUAGCCACUCAAAGUGCUGACCCAAAGGGUUCUCCUAAUGUUGCCCCUGUCUCUUCCAUUCCCAUGCACCAUCAUUAGGCAGGCUCUAAGGAUGUAAACAUUUGCUGUAGAGAAUGUUUCUUCUACCUUCCCUUAGUGUUUUUAGAAUCUAAUAAAACAUUGCACAGUUUAAAAUUACUUGACAUUAAACAAAGAUUUUUGUGCCAAAAAGAGCCCCUGCAGUAUUUAACUGUGACCUUCUAGAGGCAAGCUAUACUCUGUUAAAAGCCUAUGCAGCUGUAGGAGCUGUCACAGGAAACCUAAACAGAAUCUCUCUGGCCUGUCCACGCACUCUCUGGGGCUGGCCUUCGUGUCUUUCAUUCUCUCUUCCUCUCACUAGGGAGCUAGUGCAUCCAGCCACACCGUGUUGGACAGUGUUAGGCUAUGGAAUUUCUAUUCAGUUUCUCUCCCAAACUUCCCGUUGUGUCUUUUUUGGUGUGUGUUUUUCUUUUUCCUUCCACACUAUCUCACUUUUAAUGUUAUCUCUUUUCCUCAGGUGCUUAUUUCUAGUUUAUGGUAUGGUGAGCACUUUUCUCUCUGCACUCCAAGGGAUUUUUGCUUUCUGUGGCCUCAGCUCUCAUACUUGAGCUUUCUUUUUCUGUACUCCUUCCUCUUCGCUGUUCGCUCCAGGUAUUUGAAGCCAUGGCAGAAUGUCCUAACCUCCCUCCCUCCUGGAGUAAGUACCAGUAGGAAAGAAAAAUCAAAUAGUCCACUUUGAGGGACUUCAUAUGAACUGGAAGGAUGACUGUCAACAGGACCUGUAGAUCAGAGUGACAAAGAUGACUCCUCUUUAGGAUUACUCCAGAAAAGAUAAACAACUGUGGUGAACUUUGUUAUCUUGUGUCCCUGAAAGCAAUAGAAUACAUGACAAUGAAUUCACCUGGCUUCCCAAGGGAGGGGGGAGCUGGGAUCUGAGCUGAGAAACAUCUGUGACAGAGUUCAGCCUCUCACCUAUUGCUGUUUAGAUCUCCUUGGCUUCAAGGCUGCAUUUUGGUGUACAGAAAGAGCAACUGAGUGGCUGAGUGACCUGCUUUUUCCCUCAGGUGAUUUCGGACUUCAAAUUCUCUAACAUCAGGCACAGAAUUUAGGUGCUUGAAAUCACACUUGCUUUCUCUGUCAUUCUCAGUAAGUAUCAUAGCCUACUAACAUAGAUGUUCUAAAUUACAUCUUAGUCUGAUGCCAAAAGUUACCUAAACUGGUUAGUGGAUUUGGCCCUUACCUCUGCUUUUAGUGUCAUUUAUUCUGGCAUUAUAAAGAAGAAAUAUUAAGAGCACCUCAGUUCAUGGCAUUUGCAGUAUGGUACUAAGAACUAAAAUUAUGCCAAAUGCUUCAUGGUUUUGCCAUUUGCUUUUUUCUGUUGCCCAAAUGAAGAAUUCAAUUGUGAGGAUGUUACUGCUGUGACACUUCUGCAUCCAAUGGGUGUCUUGUACAUUUUGUCACUAGAACAUUACAUAGAUUCCUGAUAAACCAUUACCCCUGGUUAAAUAAUAAAAUCCCAAACCAAAAGAAAAUGAGACACUGCAUACUUCGUGGUUGCCCACAUGAAAUACGUGAUGACAACUGUCAAGAUGUGACACAGCAGGCCAGUAGAAAAGUUCUUGUGGUUAAUAGCUCAGUAGUGGGGCUUGAAUUACUUAUCAAAGGCUAUUUUUCUUUCCUUUGAGCAAUCAGUUCAAAUGAAAGAGCUACAACAUGCAUUUUGGAUCUUUCACUAUGCUACCUUUGCUAAGAGUUUUGGGAGAGCUGUGAUUGGUGGGUUUCUUCACCAGAAUGUGAAUGCAGUGUCUUUCUCUCUGCAAUGAAAAUGUGAAUGCAUACUGUACCUUAUAAGAUAAACUUGAAUUCUUCCAGUUUUGCAUUUCUGUCUUUUCUGUGCUACUAGACUCCUUUUUUGCUUUUAAGUAGAUGCCACUGUAUGAAGCUGUGCUCUGCUCAUUUUUUUGUGAUUUCCAUGUGGUACAUACAGAGCUCAUAAGCAACACUAUGUCUGUUAAGGUCAGUGUGCAGAACGCUGUUCGUUCACAGCAAAUUAGAGAUGAAAUAUAGGGGGGAAUGAGCUUUUGGUUUAAUUCAGCUGCUUAUACAUCAUAUUAUUUAAGUCAGAGCCAAAUUAUUUUGAUAGAAAACAUCAGCAUUGACCUGGAACCAUUUGGGGAAAGUAAUUUACUAUUGAAGAUGCUUUUGUGAGGAAACUGAAAAGAUAAGACCACUAAAAGAAAGGUACAUGUGAAGUGAUUGUGAACAAAGUAUCAUUGGACCUCAUGUAUUUUCAGAGAAGUUUUAGCUGGACAUAUGAUGUAACUUCUAUAGAGUUGCAUGUGAAUUGUGUUAGUCACUGGUUUACAUUGUAUUGUUCUGCAGUGCACAAAUAUGACUACUGAACACAGAAGUGUUAAUUUCAUCAAACUUAAAAUCUUGUUGCAGUAUAUAGUUCCCCACUUUUUGUGCCAAAAAACAUCAAUACAUUCCAUAAUCUGUUCUAACAGAGGUUUGCACUUUGGGUUUGGUUUUUUUUUUUGUGUGACUUGCAGUUUCAAUUCUAUAUAUCCUCAUCACAAAGGAAUAAAGUGUCACUUGUACUGUG
Molecule: messenger RNA, 5726 nt
Organism: Pogoniulus pusillus (Red-fronted tinkerbird)
Lineage: Eukaryota; Metazoa; Chordata; Aves; Piciformes; Lybiidae
Gene: DDAH1
Product: dimethylarginine dimethylaminohydrolase 1
Exons: 6
Coding region: 393-1373 (326 amino acids)
Biological process (GO): arginine metabolic process; positive regulation of nitric oxide biosynthetic process
Molecular function (GO): amino acid binding; dimethylargininase activity
Source: RefSeq, a predicted model, not a curated record